AUGGUGCUCUCCAACGCGACCCUUCCCCUGUCGGUGGACUUCGACAAUCCCGCCGAUUUUUUCAUCUUCAUCUUCCACAUCCUCUUCGCCACCAGCGCCGUGCUCGUCGCCGGCUCGGUGGUGGUGGGCAUCUUCAGCAGCAGGUCUCUGCGGUCCCAGAACCGCUUCAUCUUCAUGCUGAACACCAGCAUCAGCGACACGCUCACCGGCUUCUCGGCCUACUACCUCGGCCUCUUCGACGUGCAAGAGGGCUACCCGUCCAGGAACGGGACCUACUAUAUCCUACCCUCCUUUCUGGGGGUCAACGUGUUAACCUUCCUCUUCGCCCAGUUUGACCGCUACCUCGCCGUGUGCCACCCCUUCUUCUACAACCGCUACAUCACCAGGUCCUCCAUCGUCGGCGUGUGCGCGUUUUGCUGGGUGUACACGUACACCAUUCUGACGGUGCAAAAUAUGGUGCCGAUAUCUAAGGCCGCUCAGAUCAACGCGUUCGGCGUGAUGACCCUGCAGGUAAUAGUCCUCACCAAAGUCCUGAUGACCAUCAAAUUGUACGUCAUAGCCAGGAGCCAUCUGGAACGGGAGUUACCCAGCACCGACCGAGACAACAAGGAGUCGCUGCGCGUCAUCGUGUUCGUGGUCAUAUGCUUCCUGGCGCUGUGGUGUCCGUCCUUCGUUAACAUCAUCGUCCGGCAGCUGAGUAGAAAGGGGCUCCGGUUCAGAAACGAAGCCACCAACUUGUUCGCCACCAUGGCGCGUUUGAACGCGCUGGUCACCCCGGCGCUGUACAUCUGGGGCAGUCCUGCGCUGCGAGGCGUGGUGUGGAGGGUGGUGUGGCGGAGGCUCUGUCCCCUACACAGAGGGAGAAUCGGCUUCAACCCCAAUGGAGAGGCGAACAAAAACGGAGUUGUGACUCUAUGA
Messenger RNA from Lampris incognitus (smalleye Pacific opah), 918 nucleotides. Its product is annotated as G-protein coupled receptor 183-like. Bases 1 to 918 code for a protein of 305 amino acids. The record is from RefSeq and is a predicted model, not a curated record. Gene Ontology annotation, biological process: G protein-coupled receptor signaling pathway. The transcript has 2 exons. NCBI's taxonomy places the organism in Eukaryota, Metazoa, Chordata, Actinopteri, Lampriformes, Lampridae. Gene Ontology annotation, cellular component: membrane. Gene Ontology annotation, molecular function: G protein-coupled receptor activity.